GUUUCAUUUGCGGGAAGUUUAGUUUCUUUGGCUAUGGGGCGGACUGACUCUAAAUCAACUGAAAAGAUCGUCACAGAUUAUCAAAAGGCACAUAAACGCGCUGAACUUGAACGUUUACGUAUAGCCAGAGAGCAUCAAAGGGAACUAGAAAGAAAACAAAAAAUAUUGGAGAAGGUUUCUCUUUUCGAUUAUUUAAACACUUCUGACUAGGAAAGGCAACAACGAGAGAGACAAGAAAAGAGAGAUGCUGAAGAACGUAAGAAAGAAGAGAAGCGUUUGAAACGUAAGGAAGAGCAGCGCAAAAAAGAAGAGGAAAGGGAAAAUGAACGUAAAAAGAAGGAGGAAGAAAAACGCAAGAAAGAGGAAGAAAAACUGCAAAAAGAACAAGAAAGGAAAAGGGAAGAAGAGUUAAAAACCCAGAGAGAAGAAAAACAACGGGCAGUUUUGUUAGGAUUUCUUGUGAAAUCAGAAAGCAAAAAGGUCUUGUAAUUUUCCUUUAAUGUUUUAUUUGUUUAUUAGGAAACCAAUACCAUCUCUUGUACAGACUGUGGACCAUUUAUACAAUUUGAAGUCAGAAAAGAUAUGAGAAUGGCUCCUUUGCAUAGAAUGUCACAGGCUUUACUUUCCUCAAAACGAAGCAACAUGGAAAACUUACGACAUGCAUGGGUAAACGGAAACGACAAGGAUGCAGCAUCAUCACUUGGGUUACUUAAGUUCGGACGUGCUAACUAUCUUCAUGAACUACGAACAGGACAGAUAUUACCAUUAUCCUAUCCAAGUACCUGGCCAAUUGAACCUCCCGAAGUUCAAUAUCUUGGAGAUAAUAUCUACCCUGUUAUAAACUCGAUCGCUUUAAAACAACAUGGCAAUCGUGGUAGUGGUGGAACAGUAUGGCUACGUGCAAAGUUAUUCCAAUUCGUUGAAAAUUAUCGACCUGCAUAUUAUGGUACAUGGCGACGUCGUAGUUGUAUUGUUACUGGGCGUAGACCAUUUGCUCGUGAUGAUUAUCAACUUGAUUAUUCCAUCGAUUCAGAUGAUGAAUGGGAAGAAGAAGAACCUGGUGAAAGUAUCACGCAGUCUGAUAAUGAAGAUGAAGAAGAAGACGAGGAUGAGGAAAAAGGUGAUGAAGAUGACGAUGAUCAGUUCUUUGUUCCACACGGCUAUUUAUCUGAUGAUGAAGGUGUUGCUGUAGAAGAAGCUGAUGGUCCGAUCCCUGAUGAAAUGAAGCAAUUGCGUCAACAAUUAUCUGUUGCGGAGUAUGAAGCAGCUCAUCGUCGUGGACUUCAACGUUUAAAACCAUUAUUACUAGGACCUUUAUGGUUGCCUGAACCAGUUGAAUGUUGUUUACCAAGCAGUAAUGCAAGUAACAAUAAUACUACUAGUGCUACCACUAAUAAUAAUCAUCAUUUUGAAGAGAAUAAAGAAAACAUCGAAUUUCCUGAAAGAUUUAUUCUCAGUAAGCAAACCAAUGAGAAAACUGAAUUCCAGUUAAUGAAAUCUGUUUUAAGCGUCUAUCGUGUGCAUUUAUGGACAACAAAUUUUCCGAUUUCUGUUGAACCAGAUAUUGUUGCCACUACUACGCCUUCAAGAAGACCGAAAAAAUCUAUCCCAGAAGAAGCGAUGGCGUAUUUUAUUCACCUUGUUCAUCGUAGUCCUUUGGGGAAGCAUAAAUUAGCUUUUGAAUUUCGUGUAUUUUGGUAUCGUCAUACUACUGGCAUUCUACCAGAAUGCUUACAAUAUAUGGAAUAUAAAAAAUAUAAUGCUUCUACAUUGGGUUCAUCAAUCUCACGCGGUGGUGGUCUUCCUGUUUUAUCUGGUCCAGGUUGGGAUAGUUUACCAUUAAGUCAAUCACUUGUGUUAUCCAAAUUAUCUGAGAUCGCGGUUUUCACAGAAGGAAGUUUCAGUCAUGAGCUUAUCUCAGUUGGACUGUCAUUGGGAACCUAGAACUACUGGACAGCGGUCUCUUCUCAUUAUGGGACUGCUCAACAGUGCUCAUCCAUGACCUCAGAUCCGGGGACCAUUCAUGAUUGUUUUACCUUUAGAUCACUGACGCCGACAUCCAACAGUGAUAAUGCCUAACUUCAAGAAACUCACAAUUUUGCGCAGCCCUCAUCAGCCAGUCAGUCAGCUACAACGUAGGACCAGGCACAUAUGUGCAUCGGUCCAGGUUGUCAUACCGCAUCAGCACAACAAGAUGAACACCGAAUUCAUAGCAGUGGUUAUGUCAAAGGUGGUAAUAUAUAAGAGAAAGAUUGCAUAUAGAGAUAUAGUACAAGAAGAAAAAAUUGGUUCGUAGAAAGAAAGGUAUGAAGCGAUUCUAAUCUCUUAGUUUAAGGGAAGACAGGGAGUGUAUACACCGACGCCAUUGUGAUCGAUUGUGAGCCAUGUCACCAAGAGUCUCCAACCAUUGGUUACGAUAGUCACGCGGACCCCAACCAAGUAGUCUGCAUCUACCAACAUGGCUCAGACUACAAGUUAGUGACUUCAAGGAUUGAUGCCAUGUUUUGUUUUGGCCGCCCCUAACUUUCUUCCAACCAUCUUCAAUACCGGAUAGCAUUGCACGUCGUGGUAAUCGGUGUUCAGGCAUAGGUAACACGUGGCCACAGCCCUCAUCGAUUGCCUUCGGUAGAUAAUCGUCACACCCAAUGUAGUUGAUUUUCACUGAUCACAGCUCACUAGACUUCCAGAAGUUAUAUCUUGAAGCCAGUCACUACUACGCACAUGAUUAUUAUUUAUAUAGGUUUUGUUGAGAUCUUGGAUGCUCACUUCUGAGAAGAAAAGACGGUUGUCCAGUGUUUCGGGGUUUCUAAUGAUGGUUUAGUUCAUAUCAGUUUACGAUUAAAACUAUGAUAAUUCUACAAUCUCCACAAACUGCCCUGUAUCUUUAUAUUUUUGCUUACUUUGAAACGGAACAUAUUUACUGUUUAGCUAACUUACUACAUGAAUCCUGUGAUAUUUAGAAAGCAGUGCCGUGGUUGUCUAGUAGCUAGGAUGUUCAACUUAUUAACACCAGAUUACAAAUUCGAACCCCGCCUUCCCUAAUCCGGUUAUGGCAGUUUGUAACAUCACUCGAUCCCUUGAAUCUUAAGUAUAUCUCAAAGCUGAUUACAUAAGUCUGUACUUGGUGAAAUGAAUUACAUUAUGAUCAAUAUUGUCGUUAUUAUUAUUAUUAUUAUUAUUCUGAAAAAGUCAUGUGUUAUCCAAAUGAUAAAUUAACUAUUCACUUUGUUAUCAAUUUCAGUACUAUGAUAAAAAUAUUUAUCUUGUAAUGUGCAUCGUGGUAACAUAUAAAUAUAUAGAGCGGUAGUAAUAAUUUAGAUUUUUUACCAAACCUAUAGUUUGUUAUAACGUAACUCGUAUUCUUUGUAAUGUAAGCUUUCAUCUGCCAUUUGUUGGAUAACCUGACUCUAAUCCCACUUCAAGUCUACUCAAGAUUGAGUAAUAACUGAUCUUUGUUAAUUCUCGACUCAGUUACUCCUACUGUAUUUUAGUAUUCUUUGGACACUACCGAUUCCCAUUUCGAAAUACGGGUUGGUCAGGAGCAUAUGUAUAUUCUCAUAAAACCACAAGCUUACUAAGUUGAUGUUAAGGUAAAAAAUUCUUGUAGACUUAUAAUUUUUAUGCAGGAAAUUCCUGGGGGCCUCUCCAUUGAUCUGCUGGUGCUGACUAGCUAAGAAUGAACCAAUCAGCGUUCUGCAGUGUAAUUCUGUGUGGAAUAUGCUUUGAGUUAAUCUAUGUACGGUUACACGACCGUGUUGGUUCAGUCACUUUUUGCAUAAUAAAUAUGUUUAUUAUGAGAAAGAGGGUUUUGCGGAGAUUUUAGUAAUUUAAUAAAUGGAUUCAUAAGUCAAUUAUAGCUAGACCACCAUGGAAAACCUGGACGCACUGGACGGCCAUUUCGUCCUAGUAUGGGGCUCAGCAGUGCGCAUCCAUAAUCCCGCCCGAGAGAUUCGAACCGUUGGAUGCCUGCUCAGUGGUUUGAAAGUUAGGGGUUCGCGCGCGAAACCGAAGGUUCUGGGUUCGGAUCCCGCGAGCGGGAUCGUGAGUGCACACUGUUGUGGAGUUCGAUACCAGGACGAGACGCCCAUCCAGUGCCUCCAGAUUUUUCAUGGUGGUCUAGCUUUAAUUGACUCAUGAAUCCAAAUAUUAAAUAUGUUUAUCUUUUUAAGUGAUCGGGUGUAUGCAUUUCUUAUCAGUAUACACAUCGUUUAUUUAUACCAUAAAAAUCUUAAGAAUAUUGAGUUUCUAAACGAUCAGGACGUAUAAAUGGAAUUGAAUUUUACGAUUUUAUUUUCACCUAUUAAAUAAAUAACCACUAUUUCUUGAUCUUCGCUUAUUUUGUGUACUACAAAUUACUUUUUAUACUUACCAUUUCGCUGCGUUUGAAUCCAUUUGUUAUGGUAUGUUAUCCUUCAGUAAUUAUGUAUUUUCAUUUUUCGUUAACGUUUUAUACAUUCACUCUUUGUCUUCCUUCAGAUCUUAAGUUUCUGAAUUCCUCGUAAAUUUUUUUAAAAAUUAUCUCACCAAUUUAUAUUUUCUUUUCGAAUUGUAUCCUGUAUGCCUAAUCUUUCUUAUUACCAUUAUUACUGUUACUGACUUCACUGUUCUAGGAUUUACCCUGACAGUUUUAUCGCGCUAUGUUUAUGAUAAGUCGUGUAGGUUGAACGCUAUAUACGAUUCCUAAGCUAUUUCGGUAACCCGCAGUCUAGAAGUACACAGCGACUUGAACUCCAGAGAGAAGACACAAGAAUGAGAGAAAACACUUUAUUCCAAGGUUCCUUUUUGUACAGAAAAUCAAGGGUAUUUAUAGAUGUUGGCGUCUGUUAAAUCAACAUCAUAUUUCAGCCAAUCCGUUAACGUUACAUUAUGCUACCGACCAAUGAUAGCACGCCACGCUGGAAUUCUCGAACGUUCCAUCACACUCUGAUUGGCUAGAACUCUUCGGCUCCUUUUGGGCCUCUGGAGGCUCCGUUGAAGUUCUCCGGAAGCCGACCCAACAGUUUAUGGGAUGUGGGAACUUAAACCGAUGUAGCACAUGUGCCAGGUUCUACGUUACAUUGGACCGGAUGACUAAACUUUUUAUAGAUUCUAAAUCUUAAUAUGUUUACACUGGUGUUAUUUUCUUUAUUUUAUCGAAUAAUCACGUGUUUUUAGGUGGAUGGUUAACACAGAAAUACUUCAGAAAUAUGCUUUACGUCUUUGUAAUCUGUGCAAUAUUCAAGAAUUAAGUGGUGGUAUUGCUGGUAGUUUGGACAAAGUUGAUAAAGAUUAUUUUAAUAAUCUUAUAUUUCCUUCAUGGGAAUAUUUAACAGAUGUAGCGGUGACUAGUAGCAGAGUAAAUCGUGGUACAUCAACAACUAGUCGUCGAUCUCUAGAAGCACCACAAUCACAAUUACAAGCAACUGUAGAUCGUUUACAUGAACCACACAAAAAUGUAAUGACUAUCAAUAAUUAUCCAGUUGUUUUAUUGCAGCCUCUACAAUCUUCAGAUGUUGUAGUAUCAAGUAAGCAAACUGAUAAGGAAUUAUCAAUUCAUAAAAAUGAACAAUUGUUUCAAUCUAAAAAAAUUCAUUCAUCCGAAAAAGACAUUAAUUUAUCGGUUAGCAUAAGUCAGGAGAACUGUUCUUCUUCAAAAGUGACUACUACUAUUGCUUCUACUGGUUCGUCCCAUACUCCAAGCCGAAGAAAAGGAGUUACUAACAAAAUUCUCACAAAUGAAAAAGACACUCCUUCAUCUGUCAAUAACAGUAAAGAAAACUGUUCUCCGAAAGUGACUACUACCACUGGUUCAUUACAAACUCCAGGUCGAAAAAGAGUAACUUUGGAUUCAUUUCUCAUACCACCUGCAAAACGAUCAAACGUUAAUUUAUGUUCUGAAAUUCAGUCAGAUGAAGAUUGUGUUAUUGUAGACUCAAAAUGACAAUUAUUUCACUCUCACAAUAUAUAUGUAUAUUGUUUGAGAAUAUUUGUGAAUAGUCUAGGAGAUAUAUAGUUUAUGUGUGCAUACCUCAGUAUUUACGUUUUUCGAAACCGUGUUUUGUUUAGGGUGAUUUAACCCCUGCUUAUCUCAUUACCAUUUCGAUCCUCUCUUAUUUCAUAAUAAUUGUCUACUCUCUAAUCUAUGUAUAAAAAUUAGUUUCAAGGGAUGCAUGCUAAAUCCAUAUUCCGUAUGUUCUUUUUGUUAUUUUUUUGUUAGCAUGUGAAACUAUGAAGUACUAUUAAGUAACUGAAAUAUAUCCUUUAUCUCUUCUCUCGCUCUUCACAUAUACUGUUUUAUAGAAAUUCUUUGUAAAGAUUUCAUCUAUUGUUUAUACAUAUCUCAUUAUUUUGAAGACAAACAAAAGUAAAGUAUAGUGGACUAUUGUUUUUCCUCUCCUUCACCAAUGUGUGCUUCACAUUAUCAUCUAUUUUUGUAUAUUUAUGUGUUUAUGAUCAGCCAAAAAAUAUGUUUUUCUAUUCAACAACUUGUAGAUGUUUUUUUCGAAAAAAAGUUGAUAAUUUUGUUUUAAUCUAGUUUCUAACAAAUUCUAAGUAGCAAUAUGCAAACGUGAUUGAUUAAUAUGGAACCCACGGAAUAUUUCAACGUGCUUUCAAAAGUCAUCAUUAGUGUUAAUGACAUUUUUCGCUUAGUUUGUUUUAAUGCAUUUUCAAAUGAUGAAGAAUAUUUUUAGCGCUGAGAACAAUUAGUAUGAAGGUGUUCUGUUCUCUGAGCUGGAUGGCUUUUGUAGUGAAGCGUUCAUUAUCUUUUUAGACAAUAUUACCAGCGCAUAUUCCAUAAAAAUGAGCUGAUGUAAAGUUAGAGACCAAGUCAGGGAAAAGCAGCCGAAACACCCGUGAACGACCAUACGCGUAUGAAUGACAACCGACUAAACUACAGGUUAGCAGGUUUUAGUCAAUUGUGUUUAAAUUCCAGUAGAUCUCUUUCUGAAGUAUAUUCUGAUUAUAUUGCCUAGAAAGACAAUUAAAGCUUUCAUACCAAACAAUCCAGUCCAGAGAACACAAUACUUCAAAAAUGUGAUGUUUUGUUUGAUUAUUCCACUGGGAAUCGUAAAAGAAAUAUAAUGAAGCUUGUUCUCUGUAACUUUUUAAGACAAAUUUCUUUAGGACACCGAUAACCGGUUGACACUAGACACCAUUUUCUUUCUAGUUUGAAACUUCAGUGCUCACUCACAACUCAAGAUCUUCCAAUCUCGCGGCACACUGGGAUGUUUUCAUCAGACCAAGUUGGAGAAUUGCUACGUUUAAAGAGAUUACGAGUUCACCUAAUCUGUGAACGGAACGAAGACUCAGUGAGACAAUGACCAAAUCAGCUAACUAUUCCUAUGUGUCCCGACCCCGUUAACUAAAGAUAGACGUCAAUGUUCAGAAGAUGUCACUAUAUUCCUCAAACACCCAGAAGCACGAUAAACAACAACGAGCACAACUCAAGGGUAUAUAUACAGCAUAAAAAUGUCUUUGGGAAAGAUUGCAAAAUAUAUAUUAAGAGGCAAUAAACCAAUAGCACUUAGGGUCCUCCCAAGUGUGAAGUACUACAUGAAGGUGUAAAUCGAUGCUUUUGCUGCGAAAACAAGAAAUUCAAAUUUUUAAAAUAGAAUUACUAGAUUAGGCAUUUACCAAGUGAGUUCUGGGGAUCUAACAUCACCAGCAAGAACGAAUUGUUCAUAUUUCUAACAUAAGUCAGUUCAUGACACAACUCUAUCGACCAGCAGUUGUCUCUUGACACAUUUCAACAACAUAGUUCGUCAGUUCUCUAGGAUUUUGGGUUUUCGUGUUACGGUCUAUUGGUUGAUAAUAUGGUUUUUAGCGGGAUUUGUCAAUUAUUUACAGCUCCAUAUGUAAGCUACACUUUCUCAAGGGGUAUUGAUUUUACCCGGUUGAUCAAAUGGGAGUCGGCGUCUGUGUUAAUCUAGUAAUCCAACAAUUCAAAAUCAAAUUAUUUAACCAUCCGAAUAUUCCAAGGAAGUAGGUGUUGUUGAGUUGAAUUUAUGACUCCAAUGAGUCAUCAAUCCCAGUUGAAAUAAAAGAGCGGUUAGCAUUUAGUAUUAUAUAACCUUCCUUUUUUUCUCAGUUGCGUUGUAUUAAAUUGAUGACAUCUAGUUUACAGGAAUUUUUCGUAUUUCUAUGUACAAUUUAAAUAUUGGAAAUGAAAAUGAAAUCCAGUUUUUGGUUUUUAUUCAGCUGUUCUAACCGAUUGUGUAACUCACUUAAACGAACAGUCAGUAUAUUUUGACAAGUUUAGUAUCAUGCAAUAAAAUAUAUAGUUUUAUGUUUUAGACUUAGUUUGUAUGAACACGUUGUUAAUAAUCGUUGUUAUGAAUUCAAAAACAAUAAUUACCAUUGCAUUUGGGCCUUUGUAAUCGAAACGUUCAUUAAAGGAUGAUUCGUAUUAUCGAAUCCGCUUUUGACUGAAUCACCCAUUGUUUAUAGAACCGGUGAUCUGUUUAGCCGAUAUUGCAUUGACCUCUUGACCAAUAACUCGCUGGCUUAAACAAUGAUCACGUAUAUCUUAACGCUUCCUAUUACGGGCUCUACCUCUUCCAUUUUACUCAAUGACCAGACGGAACACAGUAAUCAGACAAGACUUAUACUCUACACUUUACUUUUAACCUAAAACCCAUAUAAUAUUAUAGAUUUUUUUGUCUGAUUGGGCAUCAACUCAAGUGCGAAAUGACAACUCAGUCAUGAGUGCGACAGAAAUGGCACCAUAGAGGAAUGACUAAUUAAUGAUAAAUGUGGAACAGUGAAACGUAUAACUACGGUUUGUGAGUUAAACUUAAACUUACAAGUUCCAGAACAUAAACAAUAAUCCCACCUAGGGUAGUUCUGAGAGUUCAAUAUCUCUCAAAUCCUCUUUUGACAAUCUCUUAGUGCCAAUACUGACAGGAAGUUGCCCACUGAAGACAUUGGAAGAUGGUCGCGCAAUAUUAUGGAUUGAUCGAGGCUAGACACUAAUACUAUUGAAUGUCGGCUCAAUGAUCUGGAAGUUAAGCGUUCUCACACGAGACAGAAGGUCUUGGGUUCGGUUCUGGUGUGUGGGAUUGCGGAUGCACACUGUUGAAGAGUUGGAUAUUAGGACAAAAUAGCCAUCCAGUCCUUCCAAAUUCCCAAUGUUAAUCUAACUUAGAUCGGUUCAUAGUUUCAAUGAAAUUCAACAAUCUCCACAACCCCAUAAUGAAAAUAUAUAAAUAAUUAUUUUACUUAAAUUUUCUGUGAAUUUAAUGCAAGAGAGAUUUAACAUGAUAAUAUCUAACUCACAUGACAAUCAUAGUUUUCAAGUAUUAGUCAUAAUAAAC
Messenger RNA from Schistosoma haematobium, 9293 nucleotides. RefSeq names its product Chromatin assembly factor 1, subunit A, variant 3. The transcript is spliced from 9 exons. Gene Ontology annotation, biological process: nucleosome assembly. Gene Ontology annotation, cellular component: CAF-1 complex; nucleus. The record is from RefSeq and is a predicted model, not a curated record. Bases 583 to 1944 code for a protein of 453 amino acids. Lineage: Eukaryota; Metazoa; Platyhelminthes; Trematoda; Strigeidida; Schistosomatidae.